CAUGGCACGAUUCCGAUUACUUUGGCGGAGGGGUAAAAAACUGAAUUUCCGUAUAAAUGGGGUAUGUGCGGAUAGGGGAACUUCUCCAGAGGAUAGAGGAAUUUUUACGAAAAAGAGGUAUUUCAGCGAAUUACCUUAUUAUCACAUGGCAGCGCUCCAUUUCGUUGUAAUUUUUGGUAAACAAAUGAGGUUCAAACGAGUGUAAAAUGUAAUUUUUAAAAUAAAGAUUUUUAGGUAAAAAAACUGCUAAAAGUGAAAAAUGUAGAUUUAUUUAAAAAUUAUAGUGCAAUUUAAUUAAUUUGAAGUGAAAAAUGUGAGCAAAGUGUGUUUAAUGUGGUAAAAUAGCUUGUUGAAAUGUUCGAAUUUUGGGAAUUUUUGAACUUUCAGGUCGAAUAUCUCGUAAACUAAGUGUUUGCGGUACCUAGAAUUGUUAAUUGAGGUAAUGCACCGCGACCUAGGGUCUAUUGUGCCCUCCACGGUACCUAUAACCCCAUAUAUUUUUUAAUCGGGAGGACUUCCUCUUUCCAACGGUACCUUCAAAUCGCGGCGCCAAAGAAAUCGGAAUUGUGCCAAUUUCUUUUUCCAAAACUCAGAAAAACCACUUAACAGCGGCUGAUAUACACAUUUAGUUUAUGCUUUAAAAAAUCAGCUUUUGUAGUUAUUUUAUUUAAUCAAUAACAAAGGUAAUAGCAGUUCAAUUCAAUUGCACCUCACAGCGAAAAUGAUGCAGUAACAAACCCAAAAAUAUACUUUUGAAGGGCAUAGUCAAAAUUUUAGUUUGAGUAACACCUUGUGAGAUACCUCUUACUAUCUAUAACUGCGUUCAUACGUUUCAGAAUGGAUUCCACCGGAUUCUUUGUGUAGCUAGAUGCAAUUUUGUUUCAUUCCAUUUUAAAGCGGUUUUAUUUCGAAUCUAUCAAUCCAAAACUGACCACAGAUUCAUUCUCAAUUCCACUCAAAUCAGGAAACAGUGUUGGUGUUUGUACUAAGUGCGGACAGUUUCAAAUAAGCCAGCUUUGCUCGGGAUUUGUGUUUCGGAUCAUGAUCUUCAUAGUACCGAAUUUGCUCCACUUUGUGGCAAAUUUUGUUUCAAAAUGUCCAGAAACACACUGUUGAUCAUAAAACUAUCGGUAAAUUCCAAAUUCUCGCGUACAGAAAAUGACCACGUUUCUAUUAUGUAUACGUUGCUUCGUAGAUUUUGCGGUUGUACCUCAGCAUUUGCUUUUCUCCAUACAUAGGCUGUUUCCAUCCGAUCUAAACAAGUUGAACUCUCAUCUACAAAAAUUGUCGGUAUUCCAGAAGCUUUCAUUCUUAUAUGUUCUUCGACUUUUAGCAUUUAUGUGUGGUUUAUUUCGGGCUGUGUGGCCAUUGAAAUCAGCUUCCCUGAACACUUCUUAUGGUUUAUAAAGAGCCGAUAUCUUUUUAUUCGUCUGUGAGCUUACAUUUCGAAAACUGCAGUUAGCAUAUUACCAGACACGGACGUCAACGCGCCACCAAAGUUGCCAAGAAGGAAAGUUAAAUAACUAGUAAUGGCCACGAGUUCUUCCCAAGCACUUGCUCUUCAGAGAAACUCCAGUGAGCAGAACCAUUUCAUAGAGAAAUUAAUGACGAAAAUAUUUAACUUCUACGACGAGCAGUCUCUGAUCGAUGUGACAUUUAAAGUUUCAAACCCAACGGCUCUUGUACCCGCGCAUCGUUUGAUACUCGCAGCAGCGAGUCCUGACUUCGAGAACCUUUUCAAUGGCAAUCAAAGCACUAAUCCAGUCAUCGAGAUAAAUGAUAUCGAUAGCGAUAUUUUUGAGCAUCUAAUAAUCUUUUGUUACACCGGACAGGCCCUCAUUACCGUUAACAAUCUCGCUGCCAUGCUAAAUGCGGCUAUCGUUUUACAAUUGAACGAUGCCAAAAACCAUAUUGUGGACUAUCUCAUGGCACAUAUCGAUGAAUACACUUUGCAGGGCGCUUAUACGCUGGAGCGUGAAAUGAAAUGUGAACUUCUUACGCAGAAAAUAAUCGAAUACGAGACACAGCAUUUCAUGGUGGUCAGCCGAAGCGAUGAGUUUUUGAAUUUUGAUGUAGAAAAACUGCAACGUAUCCUGGUAUCUGACAAUUUGAAUAUAACCCGUGAGGAAGAUGCCUUCGAUGCCAUACAACGCUGGUACAAUUACGAUGUUCCUGCGCGUCAAGAGCAACUGCCACUUUUAAUAGCUUGUCUCCGGCUUAACCAAUUCAAUGUGAAUUUUCUGAUGACAUAUAUACAGCCGUUGCCUGGAUGUGAGCUACUGGCCUUCAAGGCGUUAUCGUGGAUCAGAGAACCUACAACACGGCCAAUGAUAAAUAUGCGAUUUACAGAACCACGUGGGGUCAGUGCUACAAAUUGUGGUGAGAAAACAAUCCUAGCGCUUUGCUCAGAUCCCUCAGAGGUGAAUCCCAAGCUGCUGCAAUAUAACAAAACUGAGGAUAAGUGGCAGGAAUAUGCGAGUAUAAACAUCGAUUACGAACUAUAUAGAACUAUUUUAAAGGAUGAUAAUUUAUUAUUUAUUGGCGGUUUUAAAAAUCGUGCCCCAUAUAACAUCGCCCGCAGCUGGAAUAUACGAAAUAAAACAUGGCAAAAUUUACCCGCCAUGAUCCAAGCACGAUGGGGGCACUGUGUUGUCGAAUUAGAUAAUAAAAUCUACGCGAUUUGUGGUUUUGAUGGUAAUAAUUAUCUGUCGUCGGUGGAAAGAUAUACGACAUCCGAUGGUUGGAAGUUCGUGAACAGCUUAAUUAUUGGACGAUAUGACGCAGGUGCAGUGACAUUAAAUGGUAAAAUUUAUAUAAUGGGCGGUUAUAAGGGCCUUGGGCCAUUAAAUCAAUUAAAAUCCGUCGAAUGCUACAAUCCGGAUUCAAAUACUUGGACUUCUUGUACGGAUAUGACAAAAAGUCACAGUUCACCUGGUGUUGCUGCACAUAAAGGUCACAUUUAUGUUGUAAGCCUUAACGGUGUUGAACGGUACGAUCCUCAGCAAGGCAUAUGGUCACAGAUUUGCUCUUUGAAAGUAAGUUCUGGUUGGGUGACUUGCGUAUCACUAGACAAUAAACUAUGGGCUAUUGGUGGCAAGUCUAAAUCUGCUGACAAGUCAUGUGUAUCAGUCUUUGAUGAAGAAAAUUCCUGUUGGGUAGAAAGGUGCUCAUUACCCAGAAGUGAUGUGCGUAACUGUUUUGUUGUGCCUGAAUCCUUGCUGUCGUCGAUGUGAAUAAAUAAUGUAAUUAUUGUUCCGUUUAUCGAUUUAACAACUUCGUUUAAAAUAAAU
Molecule: messenger RNA, 3290 nt
Organism: Bactrocera dorsalis (oriental fruit fly)
Lineage: Eukaryota; Metazoa; Arthropoda; Insecta; Diptera; Tephritidae
Product: kelch-like protein 17
Exons: 9
Coding region: 1530-3233 (567 amino acids)
Molecular function (GO): protein binding
Source: RefSeq, a predicted model, not a curated record